This is a messenger RNA of Caenorhabditis sp. 36 PRJEB53466, 968 nucleotides long. The record is from the annotation of a GenBank genome assembly. Lineage: Eukaryota; Metazoa; Nematoda; Chromadorea; Rhabditida; Rhabditidae.
AUGGAGGAUAUCACGCGUCGGAAUGCCUAUCGGUUCGUCGCCUACGCAGCCGUCACCUUUUCCGUCGUCGCCGUGUUCUCGGUUAGUUUUUUGCAUGACUGACGGCUCUCAACUCACUUCUUUUUCAGCUCGCUGUAACCAUUCCUAUGGUGUACAGUUACGUGAACAGCGUCAAGACCCAGAUUGACCAUCAGAUCGCCUACUGUAAGCACUCGGCCCGUGACAUCUUCUCCGAGGUCAACCACAUCCGUGCCAACCCGAAGAACGCUUCACGCUUCGCCCGUCAAGCCGGUUAUGACUCGGACGCCGGCGCCGCUGUUGAGUCGUUCUCCGGUGGAUCUUCCGGAGGAUCCUGCUCUGGCUGCUGCCUGCCGGGAUCCGCGGGACCAGCCGGAACCCCUGGAAAGCCAGGACGUCCGGGACGUCCGGGAGCUUCUGGACUUCCUGGAAACCCGGGAAGACCACCAGCACAGCCAUGCCAUCCAAUCACCCCACCACCGUGCCGCCCAUGCCCACAGGGACCACCCGGACCUCCAGGUUCGCCAGGACCACAGGGAGACGCCGGAGCUCCAGGAGGGCCAGGAUAUGGAGGAGGCGCCGGAGCCACAGGACCAGCCGGACCAAAGGGACCACGUGGACAGCCAGGAAAUCCAGGAAGAGCUGGAGCACCAGGACAGCCGGGAGCCGACGCUCAGGGACAAUCUACUCCGGGAGCACCAGGACCAGCAGGACCACAGGGACCACCAGGAAGAGCCGGAAGCCCAGGAGCCCCGGGAGGACCAGGACAGCCGGGAGCACCAGGGCCAAAGGGACCAUCCGGAGCUCCAGGACAGCCGGGAGCCAACGGAAAUCCAGGACAACCGGGUCAACCGGGACAAGACGGAGGCGCCGGAAACCGCGGAAUCUGCCCCAAGUACUGCGCCAUCGACGGAGGAGUUUUCUUCGAGGACGGAACCCGCAGAAAAUAG